This is a messenger RNA of Elaeis guineensis (African oil palm), 945 nucleotides long. The record is from RefSeq and is a predicted model, not a curated record. NCBI's taxonomy places the organism in Eukaryota, Viridiplantae, Streptophyta, Magnoliopsida, Arecales, Arecaceae.
AUGGAGAAAUCAGAGUUGAUCUCUGAUUCUUUCUCAUGGACAUUGGCCCUCGUUAAUCAAAUGAAGGCUAAUGGUGAGAAAAUUAGUGAUCAACAUAUUGUCGAGAAGGAUGAUAGAAAGAGUACCUCCAAUAAUUCUUAUCAAAAAGGAAGAGAUUCCAAGUCUCAAGGGCAUCAGGAGAAGAAGUCCGGCAAAGCUAAAGAUAAACCCCGUAUUCAAAGCUUCAAUUGCAAGAAGUAUGGGUAUCGUAAGUCUCAGUGCUACAGCAAGAAGGGAGAAGGUAGAACUUUGUAUGCUAAAGUUGUAAGAUCUGCUGACAGUGAUGAUGAAUUAGAGAGAGCUUUAUUGUUCAUAUGUGAUGUUGUUGUGGAGGACCGAAAGAAUAUAUGGUUCCUUGACAUAGGAUGUAGCAAUCAUAUGUGUGGACAGAAGGAGUUGUUCUCAAAGCUAGAUGACACUGUCAGGUCAGAGGUGAAGUUCGAGAAUAAUAUGAAAAUUCCUAUCAUGAAAAAUGGAUACAUCACCAUCAAAGCAAAUGAUGGGUCUGAUCGAUGCAUAACUGAUGUGUAUUAUGUUUUGGGUCUUCAUCAAAAUCUUCUUAGCAUGGGACAGUUGUUCGAGCAUGGCUAUAAUAUGCAGAUUAGUGACGGGUUAUGCACGAUCAGAGAUAGGCAACAAGGCCUAAUUGCAAAGGUGAAAAAGUUCUCUGAUCAACCUUUUCCUUUGCACAUUAGAUAUGCUACUUCGUGCUUCAAUUCUACUAUCCAAGAUUCCUCUUGGUUGUGGCACAUGCAUUUUGGGCAUAUGAACUUUGAUAGCUUGAAAUUACUAAGCCGCAAGCAGAUGGUGUCUGGCUUACCGAAGAUAUCUUCUCUGAAAGAUGUGGGUGAGAUGUGUGUGGUUGAGAAGAAAUGCAGGGAGGUGUUCUCUUCCGGACAAUCUUAG